Molecule: messenger RNA, 1077 nt
Organism: Melitaea cinxia (Glanville fritillary)
Lineage: Eukaryota; Metazoa; Arthropoda; Insecta; Lepidoptera; Nymphalidae
Product: pancreatic triacylglycerol lipase-like
Exons: 6
Molecular function (GO): lipase activity
Source: RefSeq, a predicted model, not a curated record
AAACCCAUAAAGGAGGCUCUGUACUUGAAUACCGAUCUCUUCAACAACGCUACUCUGGAAGACUGCGUUUGGAGGCGGGAGCGCGAACCCUGCCCUGAUCCUAAUGUUACGCUCAACUUGUACACAGAAGCUGAACCUUAUAAAAAACAGGUAGACCUGUUUACUGAAGACUGGCUCCGUCAAAGCAGUUGGGAACCUUCGCAUGAAACAAUCCUUCUGGUGCACGGAUAUGCUGGCGGCGAUGACACUUUACCUAUCAUCGUUCUUCGAGAUGCAUACUUACGUCGCGGUGGCUACAAUGUAUUCAUGCUGGAUUGGGGACAACUGAGUCAACCUCCGUGCUAUGUCGCAGCAGUACAUAAUCUGCGUCCAGUAGCACGAUGUGUAGCGGAGACCUUAGGAUCUUUAAGACGAGCCGGUCUGAGGCCUGACAGACUUACGUGUGUCGGUCACUCGCUAGGAGCUCAUAUGUGUGGCAUCCUGGCCAAUUAUUUGAAUUUCAGGCUUAAUAGGAUUAUUGGUUUAGACCCUGCUCGACCUCUUAUCCGCUCUGCGCCAGCGCUACGCUUGGAUCCCGGAGACGCGCGCGCCGUACACGUACUUCACACGAACGCAGGACGAUAUGGCGAAGGCGCGAGGCUAGGACACGCGGACUUCUGCCUCAAUGGUGGCAGGAGCCAGCCUUAUUGUGAAGAUACUCCUAAUGAAGCGCUCUGCAGCCACGUGUGGUCGAUCUGCUACCAGGCGGAGAGUCUGUUCCGCGCGAGACCCGCAGCGCCGUGCGGGCGCCGCUGUUCCGUGCGAGUGCCGCCCGCGCGAGCCUCUGCCCUCCCCGUGCCCUUGGGCCAGCCGGCGCCCAUGACGGCUUCCGGAGCCUACUGUCUAGAAGACUUCACGACUCCGUUCUGCCCAGCCACCACAGGUCUAGCUGAGGGUGAUGAACGCUGUUGUCUGGACAAGUUGUACGCAGCCGCCGCGACCACGACCAAGCCGCCGAGGACUCGACCACGACCAUCCUCAAGAUUGCGAUCACGAGCUAGACCACAUGACCAGAAUAACACUCUUGAUCGUUUUUAA